AUGAUUAAUGUGGAAGCAUUGCCAAUUCACCUCAAAAGCCCCCCAAAACGAACAGAAAUAAAGCCUUCAAGUCAGCAUCUUUCACGGACACUUUCUAAAUGCCUUACUUCGGAGGAAGUGUCACAGUGGGCCCAGUCUUUUGAGAAGCUGAUGGCGACAAAAUAUGGGCCGGUAGUCUACGCGGCAUACCUGAAGCUGGAGCACAGCGACGAGAAUAUCCAAUUCUGGAUGGCCUGUGAGACCUACAAGAAAAUCGCCUCGCGAUGGAGCAGAAUUUCUCGGGCGAAGAAGCUUUACAAGAUCUACAUCCAGCCACAGUCCCCUAGAGAGAUUAACAUUGACAGUUCGACAAGAGAAACCAUCAUCAGGAAUAUUCAAGAACCCACUCCAACGUGCUUUGAAGAGGCUCAAAAAAUCGUGUAUACGCACAUGGAGAGAGACUCAUACCCCAGGUUUCUCAAGUCGGAGAUGUACCAGAAACUUCUGAAGACUAUUCAGCCCAAUGACAAUUCCUGACGACCACUCAGAAGCUUAAACUGCAGGCAGUCUAUUGAAAGU
Molecule: messenger RNA, 558 nt
Organism: Myotis lucifugus (little brown bat)
Lineage: Eukaryota; Metazoa; Chordata; Mammalia; Chiroptera; Vespertilionidae
Gene: RGS13
Product: regulator of G protein signaling 13
Exons: 4
Coding region: 1-516 (171 amino acids)
Source: RefSeq, a predicted model, not a curated record